Messenger RNA from Psammomys obesus (fat sand rat), 1001 nucleotides. It is a transcript of the gene Fundc1, whose product is annotated as FUN14 domain containing 1. The record is from RefSeq and is a predicted model, not a curated record. Gene Ontology annotation, cellular component: mitochondrial outer membrane. Bases 122 to 589 code for a protein of 155 amino acids. Gene Ontology annotation, biological process: autophagy of mitochondrion. The transcript is spliced from 5 exons. Lineage: Eukaryota; Metazoa; Chordata; Mammalia; Rodentia; Muridae.
GGAGGAGGAGGCUGAGGAAAAGGAGAGACCAUAGACUUCCACUUCGGCCUAGAGCGCCCUUUAAAUUGUUGGGGAGAGGAGGGCGGGAGGGGCCCACCCCGAACUGGCCGCCGGCGGUAUCAUGGCGUCCCGGAACCCCCCUCCCCAAGACUAUGAAAGCGAUGACGAAUCUUAUGAAGUGCUGGAUUUAACUGAGUAUGCAAGAAGACACCACUGGUGGAAUCGAGUAUUUGGCUACAGUUCCGGACCUAUGGUAGAAAAAUACUCAGUAGCUACCCAGAUUGUAAUGGGUGGUGUGACUGGCUGGUGUGCAGGAUUUUUAUUCCAGAAGGUUGGAAAACUUGCAGCAACUGCAGUAGGUGGUGGUUUUCUUCUCCUACAGGUUGCCAGUCACAGUGGCUAUGUGCAGAUCGACUGGAAGAGAGUUGAAAAAGAUGUAAACAAAGCAAAAAGACAGAUUAAGAAGCGAGCGAAUAAAGCAGCACCUGAAAUCAACAAUAUAAUUGAAGAAGCAACAGAAUUUAUCAAGCAGAACAUUGUGAUAUCCAGUGGCUUUGUGGGAGGCUUUUUGCUAGGCCUUGCAUCGUAAGGACUUGAAGGCUCUAUCUUAGUGGAUUCAACAGUGAGAAAAGAACUGGUGGCAGCAGGAUGAUCUCUCAGUGGCAUAUGCCACCAGAAUCUCCAGAGUAAGGAACAACCAGCUGGACAAUUGCAAAUGCAAAAGCUUAGCAUUUUGUCACCGGAAGCUUGGCAAGCUAGUAUCUGCUGUAAGACAACCUAUGUGGUGUGUAAACAAUAGUAUUCUUGAGAAAACCAUGGCUUUUGCUAUUUUUUAUUUACAUGUGUUUAGAAACUAGCCUAUGAUUUUCAUCACUGGAUACAUUGAAGUAAGAAAAAGCUAUUAUGUGUACUGUCCAAUGAAUUAUUACCCUGUCUUAUUUUAAAAGUUCUUUGUGCUUUACUGUAUAGUGCCAGUAAUUAAAAAUGUCUUAUAGCUUUAA